Molecule: messenger RNA, 3098 nt
Organism: Neofelis nebulosa (Clouded leopard)
Lineage: Eukaryota; Metazoa; Chordata; Mammalia; Carnivora; Felidae
Gene: MSMP
Product: microseminoprotein, prostate associated
Exons: 3
Coding region: 2569-2988 (139 amino acids)
Source: RefSeq, a predicted model, not a curated record
AACUGGCAUUCCCAACGGCCGCGGCCCCAGGAAUCAGAGUUGGGCCCUAACCACUGACCUCUUCUACACAUAAGCAUACACACAGCAACCACAAGCGUGGCCUCGGGGCCCAAGCAGCUAUAGAGACGCACACAAGAACGUGCACACCAACAGGAAUGCAAGUGGAUUCAACCAACACCUCCCCGACACGCCCCCCUCCCCCAAAUUCUGUGAGAAGGAUCCCGACUCAGCCCCAGGCUUUCUUUCUAGAAAGAAGCCCCCUACUCCUGCCCAUAUGCCUACCUCAUCUUCAUUAUAGGCGGCCCCCACUUCUGUCCCCAUUACCUCACACACACACCAAUCCCUACUGGGCCCCCUUUGCCUGCCGGCAUCAUCACCACCUUCAAGCUUCCUAGCUCCCCAGUCGUGUCUGCCCCCUACUGGGUCGGCUCCAGGUUGCAGGAGCAAAAGGCUUUCUGUGCCCCAGAUUUCCAGGGUAUCAGCAGGCCCCCCUUCCCCAGAAAGGUAGCAGCAGAGCUACUGACCACUGACAAGAUUUCUGGGCCCUUGUGCUAGAAAGGACUCCUAAUCCACCUGCUCCAGCCAAGAGAGCAGUCCAGGGUCAUGAUUCCCAGACACCAGCCUGCAUCAAGGCACCCAGCCUCAACCAUGAAUUUUCUUUUUUCUCUUGGCACUCCUCUGAAAUAGAAAAGGUAUCAGACCUGACUAGGGUGAACAUGUGGUACAUAUAGUUGGCAUCUCUAUCCACUUAAGCCAUUUACUUGGAAGAGGACAGAUAGGGAAUCUGAGGUGGACAGACGAAGUUGUUUCUGAAUGAAGAGGAGAGAGGCAGGGUGGCCCUCUAAAAAGGUCAGCCAGAAGUAGUUGUAUCCGAUCCACUGGGUGGCAGGGAAUGAGACUCUUGCAGUAAAAUGGACUGGAGACUUAGAAGGAAAAACAGAAGGUCAAAGUGGCCCUCCAGACAGGAAAGGAACAGCUAGAAAAAGGUCUUUGGAGUGUGGCAAAGUGAAAGAAAGGUGUCAUUAGUACCAAAGAGAUGGCUGGCAUUAGAGUGGUCAAAUAGGAGAACUUGAGAGUUCACAUGAGCAGGGAUGGGAAGAAAUGGAUCAAAAUCCUAAUGAGAAAAGCAGGGGUCCCAAUGUUACCUGGAAGGAUGAGAAAGUGACACCUUCUCCCAGGGCAGAAGUGAGGGUACUGACUGACCUAGGAAAAGUGGGUUUACCCCCAACACUUUUUUCUCAAACCAGAGGUAGUAAGGGUGACAUGGAGCACGAAUGCACAAAGGGCAGAAGUCUGUGAUAGGAGAUACCAGCCCCCGACAGAAGUCCUCAGCUGUGCAGAGCUGUUCAAUACCAUCCAAAGGAAUGUCUCCCCAUUUUAUCUGAGCUUUCGCACCAACCACAGCAGCUACCAUUUCCUGAGGCUCAUGUGCCAGGGACAGUGCUAAAAGCAUUACCCGCAUCAUCUCAUUUAAAGCCUCACAACAACCCUGAGUUAGCAUUACUAUCCCAAUUUAAAGAUAAGGAAAAGGGCCUAGAGAGUUGAAGUAGCUUGCCCAAGGUCACACAGCUCUUAAGUGGAAUCAGGAUCUGAAUCCAAGUAGUCUGACUCUAUAACCUACAGUCUUAAUCACCCAUCUUGGGGUUCUCCAGAGCCUGCAGGAAACCCAAAAGAGGACAUCGAGGACUCCUCAAUUCUCGUUCUUAGAGGAAACAGGGGCACCUCUGUGAAACCGGAGUGACUCAUACCAGUAGAGUAUUUAGAGAUGUCCCUCUUUAAAAGAACUGUCCCCAGAUAAGGGAAGAUCUUGCAUGUGCCGUACGUUUGGGGGUACCGAGCAAUGGAAAGCGCAUCCCCGGUAGGCUUGUGCAAAAGAGACACCCACCUCCUCAUCUCGGAGGAGCACCCACAUCUCUAGCAUACUUCAGGGAGACUCUGCCCUAGGGUCUGAGAGAAACAUUCUCCACUCCAGGUGUCGGUUCGCUCUCCCGGAGCCUCUGGCUGUCGCACCCUACUGCAGCUCCUGGGUUUGGCUGGAGUGCAGGAUUAGCCAUCCCCAGGAAAUGCCUCCCUCCGGUCCAGGCAAGGAUCCCAGCACACACACCCCUGGUGUGUAUGUGUGUGUUGGGGGUGGGGGGGAAUGCUUCCUCCUCUCCAGGUCAGGGAAGAGAUGUGGGGACCACCUGGGGGCCCUUACCCCUCCCACCUCCUUGCUGGGGAAGUGCCCAGUCAGUGCCCCUUCCAUGGCCACCUCCCUCCCCCUCGCUGUGCCGGGGCAUGAAUCAGCUCUCACAGCUUGUUAAAGCUAGACCUCUUGUUUUCAUGCCCUCACCUCAGGAAACAGAGUUACAGCUUUUCCAGCUCUGCUCAGCAGGGGGCCAGGGUCCUCACUUUAUAAACAUCCCAAGCCUGUGAGAGCAGAGGGCAAGGAGAUGGUGUGAGACAGGAGCCCAGGGGAGAAAGACAGAAACUAAGACUCAAGGAGAAAAACAAAGAAAAGCCAAAGAGACAAGACCAGAGUAGUCUGAACAGAGGCCAAGAAGGGAUCGAGAGGGCUGUGCUGCAGGAAUGACCCUAAUGAUGCUCUGGUCUGGACAGGCGAAGGGAGUCCUGGGAAGCUGGGGGAUCAUCUGCUUGGUGAUAUCUCUGCUCCUCCAGCAGCCAGGAGUCCACAGCAAGUGCUACUUUCAAGCUCAAGCCCCCUGCCACUAUGAAGGGAAAUAUUUUACCCUGGGUGAGUCUUGGCUCCGCAAGGACUGUUUCCAUUGUACCUGUCUGCAUCCCGUCGGUGUGGGCUGCUGUGACACGUCUCAGCAUCCCAUCGACUUCCCCGCGGGGUGUGAGGUACGUCAGGAGGCAGGAACCUGUCAAUUCUCCCUGGUACAAAAAUCUGACCCUCGGCUGCCCUGCAAAGGGGGAGGGCCUGACCCCGAAUGGGGCUCAGCCAACACCCCUGCCCCUGGGGCCCCUGCUCCCCACUCCAACUAAACUCAACCGAUCACCCUUCCGCUAACUGCCCACUGCUGCUGCCACUUCCAGGGAAACCACUAGCAGCUGCCAAUUUAUUCUGAAUAAAUAAAUUAAUGCUACAGCUAAAA